Messenger RNA from Chiroxiphia lanceolata (lance-tailed manakin), 1872 nucleotides. RefSeq names its product gastrula zinc finger protein XlCGF7.1-like. Gene Ontology annotation, biological process: regulation of transcription by RNA polymerase II. Gene Ontology annotation, molecular function: RNA polymerase II cis-regulatory region sequence-specific DNA binding; DNA-binding transcription factor activity. The transcript has 4 exons. Lineage: Eukaryota; Metazoa; Chordata; Aves; Passeriformes; Pipridae. Bases 451 to 1434 code for a protein of 327 amino acids. The record is from RefSeq and is a predicted model, not a curated record.
AGGAGACGGGCAGCAGCCUUGCCAGGACUCAGGGUGGUGGCAGGUCUCCUUGGGCCAGGACUUGCCAGAGGCUGUCCCUCAAGAAUCCUGGGAGCAGGCAGGGAAUGCUGAGCAGACCAAGCCCUGCCCGGAUGUCCCAUCGGGAAGACACUGUUCCAGGGGGAAUUCACUGGAUCUGCCAACUCUUCCUGACUGGCUUAAUGACUCAGCCGUGGUGUGUCCCUGUCACUCAGAUCCCUUCUUGGCUGCACCUGACGUUGUGAUUCGUGUGAUUGACAAUACCUUUAACAUCUCUGUUCCUGUCCUUGAGCCCAGGCCCUGAGGUGAGGCUGAGAAGUGGCGCAGAGGUGAGCCCAGAGGUGUCCCUGAGGUGAGGCUGAGAAUAAGUGGAAGGCAGAGGUGCUGCUGAGGAAGGAGAGCCCUGUGGUGAGGAAGAAGGCGAAGCUCUGAAUGCCCAUCCCCGAGAAGGUGCUGUGUCCAUCCCCUGUGUGCCAGGAUUUCUCUUUCCCAAAGCUAGGGCGGAUGGAGGAGGAGGCUGCGAGGAAGAGGAAGAUGCCUUGGGCCCCCCAGGCAGGCCCCGAGCUGAGGACGGAGAGCCCGGAGGACAAAUUCCCCUGUGAGACCCUGGUGGGAGAGGUCGUUUUGAAGGGCUCCACGGCGCAGGAAGGCAGCAGGGAGGAAAAGGGCCGGAGAUUCCCCCGCAGGAGGGGCUCCAAAGCCAUCCCAGGGUGCUCUGAGGAGGAAAGAGCCAGCCUGUGCCAGGAAGGCGGCCAGAGCUUGGGGCGGAACUCCAACCUUGUGGUCCCAAAGCCACCCCCCACUAGAAACAAGCCCUUCAAGUGCUUGGAAUGUGGGAAGAGUUUCAGGAAGAGCUCCCACCUGAUCCGACACCAGCACAUCCACAUAGGGAAAAGGCCCUACAUGUGUAGGGAAUGUGGGAAGAGCUUCAGGGACAGCUCCGAUCUCCUCAGCCAUGAGCGCAUCCACACUGGAGAACAUCCCUACAUGUGUGGGGAAUGUGGGAAGAGCUUCAGUGACAGCUCCAACCUCUGCACCUACCAGCACAUCCACACUGGGGAACGGCCCUACUCAUGUGGGGAAUGUGGGAAGAGCUUCAGGCAGAGCUCCACCCUCUGCUCCCACCAGCGCAUCCACACCGGGGAACGGCCCUACAAGUGCUUGGAAUGUGGGAAGAGGUUUAUGACUAGCUCCAAUCUCUACACGCAUGAGCGGAUGCACACUGAUGAGAGGCCCUUCCGCUGCAUCGACUGCGGGAAGGGCUUCAACUGGAACUCCACCCUUGUCAGGCACCGGCGCAUCCACACAGGGGAGGGACCCUACAAGUGUGGGCAGUGUGGGAAGAGCUUCACCCACAGCUACAUUGACCUCACACCAACGGACCCACUGGUAAGGGAAGUCCUACCAGUGCCCUGACUGUGGGAAGAGCUUUGGCCGCUGCUUCCUCCCCAAAUGAACCCCCUGAUGGUGAGGAAACCCCUGGAGUCCAGUGACUGUCAGUCCAUUCCUUUCAACUAGAAAGGGCCAGUCCCCUUUCCCAGGGGCAAGUUCUGCCAACAGAACCCUUCUUGGGGGGUGUGUGGAGAUUCCUGCCUUGUCUGGGGAACCCCCCACGUUCAGUCCUGGAGGUUGAGAGCGUUGGUGUGGGGGAGUUCCAUCCAUCUCUAAUUAAGAAUUAUUGCUUUUAUGCCAGCUUGAGUAGAAUUGCUUCAACAAUUGCUUUAAUGUAGAGCACUGUCCUAUCUUAUUCUGUACUCCUGGUAGUUUUAGUGUUUAUGUUGUGCACUAAAUAAUUCUGAUGAAGAUCUUUUGUCUGAUCAUUUGGAACUCUAAAUAAAUUCCUUUCUAUCAAUA